Molecule: messenger RNA, 3446 nt
Organism: Chroicocephalus ridibundus (black-headed gull)
Lineage: Eukaryota; Metazoa; Chordata; Aves; Charadriiformes; Laridae
Gene: TIPARP
Product: TCDD inducible poly(ADP-ribose) polymerase
Exons: 6
Coding region: 1136-3148 (670 amino acids)
Cellular component (GO): nucleus
Molecular function (GO): NAD+-protein mono-ADP-ribosyltransferase activity; zinc ion binding; NAD+ poly-ADP-ribosyltransferase activity
Source: RefSeq, a predicted model, not a curated record
GAUCCUGGCGGCCGGGACGGGGGCCAAGCUCAUGCCGUGCGGGCGCAGAAACUGAGUCACCGUGACUUUGUUCCAGGAUGGGCUUCUGGUUCGCUUCUUAGUCAUUAGUUAGCGAUCUCCGAGGGAGUUACGCCGUGAAAUUCAGCGCCGUUUGGAAACUGAGGGUGCUGUCUCUGGCUUUAGUGCGGACCGUCCGUUCUGGUGCCGCCUGAGCCCCGCGGGCCGAGGCGCUGGUGCGUUCCGGGCCUUGUGUGCCGGCACGCUGGGGCUGGGCCGGCCCCGGGGCUUUCUGCCUGAGGGAACCCUCUUCGGUGAGGCAUCGGGGCGAAACGAAAUGCUUAACGCGUGGUGAAUCGAACGCGAAGGGGUUUCUCGUCCCUCUGCUGUUGGGAAUGAUCGAGUCACGCUUUCAGUUUGCUGCGGUAUCGACACGGCGGCUUUACAGAGGCGAGCGGCCGCCAGGGCCGCGGGACGGGGCUGGCUCCAGCCCCGCCGCCUUUGUCUGCCGCCGGCGGGGGGCGGCGCGGCGGGGCGGGCCGGUUCCUGGCAGGGGCGGCGGGGAGCCCGGCUCCGCCCUGGGCCGCGCAGCUGCCGCCGGGCGCUCUGAGGAAGUGAUAUUUAAAACAGCCGGGAGAAGAUGUGAGGAGCAGAGGGAGCGGCGGGGCGGGAUGGGAUGGGCGGCCUGAGGGGCAGCGCUGGGCGGGCGGGGUGGCGGUGAGCCCGGCGGAGCUGCCGCCGCCGCGACGGGGCUCGGCUCCGGUCUCCCUCCCUGCGCCCUCCUGCCUUCUCCCUGCCUCUCUCCUGCCUUCCCCUCCCCGCCUGCCUUCCUCUCCCUCCCCGCCGUCUCUUGGUAACCCCGAAGGCAACUCGAGAAACAGCCCGGGACCCGCGACGCCGGCGUUUCUGCAUUUUUAAGGUGGAAAUACCGGCGUGCCAGCGGGCGGCUGCAGCAGACAAUUUUUUUUUUUUUUCCCAUUUUUAUUUUUUCCCUACCAGAAGGCUAAUCUUGUUUUGGUGGCGUUCUUAAAUUGGGACAAAACGCAGGAAUCUCACUGAAGGGAAGCAAAAGCCGAUUGAUUCUUGUGAGGCUCUGGGACAUUUGAAAGUGAUUUGGAAAGAGCAAAGUCUGUGUCUGAUGGACACCGAACCAAAACCAGCGUGUGUUGUGCAGCAGGCUCGCUGCCCAGGAAUGAAGUGCCCUCCUUCAGAGGACUUUCCUCCUCAGAUAAGACUGUCUGAAAAGAUACCACCCGUGAAGCCUUGCUUCAAGAAGAAGCAGCAAGUGCAGAAGAGACUGGACACAGAAACUCUUCGGGCUUUGAGGCCAAUCUUUACCAGUUUGCUGGGAGCUGGGACCUUGGAUAGGGUCUUUUUGCCCCGAGGCCAAGGUGGCGGUCACAGUGAUUUAUGUGAACCUGCUGUGAAAAAGUCUCUGGAUGUUGGUACUUCUUGCCCCCAACCAGAAAGUAACGUGACUGUGCUGAUGCCAACAGCUCCAGAGGUGCAGAGUCAGUUGCCAGUAGCUCGUCCUUCUUCUGGGCAUCCGGAGCAGGACAUCCAGUCAGGCGAACAGGGCUUCUCACCAGAAACUGCUCCUGGAACUGCUGCUGAUAACAGUAAUGAAUCAUUCCAGGAUCAUCCUUUGCACCCAACUGCUGGUGGUGGUGCAGCUUGUCCUUUGUUCCCAGACAAGAUUCUGGAAAGCUACACAUCUGGCCUAUUCCACGAGAAUAGCUGUCCGAUGCAGUACAACUUGAACCCAAGCAAUAAAUUCAGUGCCGGAAUAUUCCAGGAUAAAAGCGAAGAAGCUUCUCUUGACCUGGUAUUUGAGCUCUUGAACCAGCUGCAGUAUCACACUCAUCAGGAAGACGGAAUAGAAAUCUGUGUGGAUUUUCUCCAAGGCACUUGUGUUUAUGGCAAUGAUUGUCCUAAACAUCAUACAGUCUUGCCUUACCAUUGGCAGGUGAGAAGGACAGCAACCCAGAGUUGGCAAAGUGUGACCAAUGAUUCUCAGGAGCAUCUGGAAAGACUCUACUGCAACCCUGACAAUGAUAGGAUCAAAGUGAAAUAUCGGGGACAUGAGUUUUGGGUGGAUUUGAAUGUUAUGAAAUUAUAUGAAACAGUUGAGUUUGACCAAAUGCGGCGGCUGUCCACACCUUCCUGCCCCAGCUCCAGCUCCAACUACUACACCGUCUGGAAAUACUUCUGCAGGGACCACUUUGGCUGGAGAGAAUACUCGGAGCCUGUUGUAAGAUUGAUAGAAGAAGCCAGCUGCCGGGGUCUGAAAGAGGUUCGGUUUGUUACCUGGCACAAUCAGUAUAUCUUAAACAUCAAAGAUGGAUUCCAGCAAAAUGCAUGUUUCAGAAGAGAAAUCAAGAGGAGACCCCUUCUUCGCUCAUGCAUUGUGCUGAUGCCGUUUUUACAGACCUUAGGUGGCAACUCUCCAGUACCCUCCCCAUCGGCCGAACCAGCUUCCUCACACGUCUUAUCUCCCGCUGCUGUUACCUCUCCAAACUUCUAUCCUGAAACCUGGAUUAGUAUGGAUCCAUCUCAGGACUUCAUCCAAGUGCCUGUUCUGAAGGAAGAUAAAAGCUAUAGAACCAUUUAUAACCUAUUUCACAAGACUGUGCCAGAGACCAAAUAUAAAAUUUUGAAAAUUCUGAGAGUCCAGAAUCAGUUUCUUUGGGAGAAAUACAAAAGGAAAAAGGAAUAUAUGUCAAAAAAAAUGACCGGGCUUGACAGGAUAAUGAACGAAAGGCAUUUGUUCCAUGGCACCUCCCAGGACGUGGUGGAUGGAAUCUGCAAGCACAACUUCGACCCGCGCGUCUGCGGGAAGCAUGCCACCAUGUUUGGACAGGGCAGUUACUUUGCCAGAAAGGCAAGCUAUUCCCAUAAUUUUUCCAAAAGGUCACCCAAAGGAGUUCAUUACAUGUUCCUGGCCAAAGUCCUGACAGGAAGGUACACAGUGGGCAACCACACCAUGAGGAGACCUCCCCCGGUGAACCCCGGCAGCAUUACCAGCGACCUCUAUGACUCUUGUGUGGACAAUUACUUUGAGCCUCAGAUUUUUGUCAUUUUUAAUGAUGAUCAGAGCUACCCUUAUUUUAUUAUCCAAUAUGAAGAAGUUAGCAACACUGUCUCCAUUUGAAAACUUGUGCUGCUAAAUUACUCAUUUUAAUAAAGUCUCUUACCUGGCAUUGGUAGCAGUUUUUUGCGGGGGCGGGGGGGGAAAUGUGGACGUUGCAGAACUGAUUCAAUUACCUGCUUGGAAGGAAGGAAAUCUCAAAAUAUAGAAAAGAAGAUCUGAAGUGACCAAUUGUGCACUUGCUGUUUGAUUAUGUAUGUGCAAAUUGUAAAUAUUUUUCCAUUGUUUAUAGUUGAAAAUCCGUGCCUUUUGUUAUAAAACACUGUUUAUUUAUGUUAGUAAAUAUUCAUGUUUAAAAAUG